Molecule: messenger RNA, 1959 nt
Organism: Gekko japonicus
Lineage: Eukaryota; Metazoa; Chordata; Lepidosauria; Squamata; Gekkonidae
Gene: SMPDL3B
Product: sphingomyelin phosphodiesterase acid-like 3B
Exons: 8
Coding region: 108-1550 (480 amino acids)
Biological process (GO): sphingomyelin catabolic process
Molecular function (GO): sphingomyelin phosphodiesterase activity
Source: RefSeq, a predicted model, not a curated record
GAGAGGCUAAAGUGCACUUGGCUAAGAGCUCCUGCAGUUGUUACACGGAAAAUUAAGAGGCGGCUCAUCAACCUGGCAGUAGCUGGCAGCGAAACUCUUGGAUUGAGAUGGAUCUUUUGAGGAUCUCCUUGCUCCUGGUGCGCUGCACAGUUGCCACUGCGGCCACAGGCUCCUUUUGGCACGUUACAGACCUCCAUCUGGACCCUCAGUACAAAGCGGUGCCAGACCCCCUGGGGGUGUGCCCAUCUGCUGGCUCCCAGCCAGUGGCCAGUGCGGGGGCUUGGGGAGAUUACCUGUGUGAUGCUCCCUUGAUUCUUGUCAACUCUUCCAUCUAUGCCAUGAAGAGCAUCCUCCCCAACCCAGAUUUCAUUCUCUGGACCGGGGAUGAUACCCCACAUGUUCCUAAUGAAAAACUGAGUGAAAAAGCUGUGCUGGACAUAAUUAAACAACUAACUGACCUGAUCAAACAGGUAUUUCCAGACACUCAGAUCUAUCCUGCAAUGGGCAACCAUGACUUCCACCCCAAAAACCAGCUGCCGGCUGAGAACAAUACAAUCUACAACGGAGUGGUGGAACUGUGGCGCCCGUGGCUGAGCAACUCCUCCGUGCUUACCUUCAAAGAAGGUGCUUUCUACAGUGAAAAGCUGCCUGGUCCUGGCCCAGCAAGGCGGAUGGUCGUCCUCAACACAAACCUGUAUUAUGAGAAUAACAAUCGGACCAUCAGCUCAGAGGAUCCAGGAGGCCAGUUUCAGUGGCUGGAAGAGACGCUUGCCAACGCAUCCAAAGCAGGAGAAAAGGUCUACCUGAUUGGACACGUCCCACCCGGAUUCUUUGAAAAGAAACGAGGAAAGCCCUGGUUCCGAGAGCGCUUCAACCAACAAUAUACAGAAAUCAUUCAGAAGCAUCAUGCAGUGAUUGUGGCACAAUUCUUUGGGCAUCAUCACACAGAUAGCUUUAGAAUCUUUUACAGUGAUGGAGGUUCUCCAAUAAGCGUCAUGUUUUUGGCUCCAGCCGUCACACCAUGGAAGACAACCUUGCCCGGGGUGCACAACGGAGCCAACAAUCCCGGCAUCCGAGUCUUCAUGUACGACCGAGAGACCCUGCUGCUGAAGGACAUGGUGACUUAUUAUCUAAACCUCACCCAUGCUAACUUGGGGGCCCCCAAAUGGGAGAAAGAGUACAGCCUGACGGAAGCAUUCCAAGUCCCUGAUGGCUCAGUCCAGUCCAUGCAUCUGUUACUAGAGAAACUCACAAAGGACAACAGUCACCUUCAGCAGUACUAUCGGUAUAACUCCGUUCAGUAUGACCUCACAGAAUGCGACAGCAGCUGCCAGACCGACCACAUCUGUGCCAUCCAGGAAGUCGAUUUUGCAAAAUACGACCAGUGUGUUAAAGCCAGAAGUGGUGCAGCAGCAAAUUCAGCCCUGCCGUUGAGCCUACUCUUCUUUUGUCUGGCCAUGGGGCUCUGGAGUAUCUUGAAGUUGAACAAACAGGAAUGUACACAGGGUGGUAGGGGUUCUGCCCCAAUCAAGGAAAAGAGUGGAAUUUAACACCCGCACCCCAUUAAAGCAGACGACAAGCCCCUUUGUUGUUGCAGAAACUGGCCUGAAAAUGUGUGUCUUUAUCACUUGGUGAAAUCAAAGAAUUUUGGAAGGGGAGGCAGAGCUUGCUGGAAUACUAAGAGAGAAUUUACAGAAGAAAAGCACAUUUUUAUAUAACAGACUUUGGGGCAUGAUUCCUCCUAGAUGAAGCCCACUGAUCUCUGGGUGGGGGGAGAAGCUACGAAAUGAGGCUGUGCAAGUGCUAAACAAUGCAGAGUUAACAAGUGAUACUGUCAGGUUGGGCACUUUAUUCCUCAAUACAUAACAGUACCCCCCUAAAAAAAUCAGAGAGAAAAUACCAACCAGUUGCUUGAAUACUCUAUCUAAAUUCUACCACUACUUCUUGGUAAGUAUUCAA